Molecule: messenger RNA, 2166 nt
Organism: Nilaparvata lugens (brown planthopper)
Lineage: Eukaryota; Metazoa; Arthropoda; Insecta; Hemiptera; Delphacidae
Product: alkylglycerol monooxygenase-like
Exons: 2
Coding region: 121-414 (97 amino acids)
Source: RefSeq, a predicted model, not a curated record
UUUCCUCUAUUUUGUUAACAGGUAACGCAUCGUAUAAAAUACGAUGUAAAAUUGGCAACAUGGUGUAACGUCUACCUCAUAGUACAUUUUGCUGCCGUGCUCGUGGGGUUUCAGGAAUUGAUGCUUAGGCAUAUGAGCAUGAGCCCGGCAGCAGUUUUCUGCUCAGUAAUCUACAUUUUAGUUUCGCUCACUGUGAUUGGUCUAAUGUUCGAGGACCACCCUAGAGCGGCCAUCUUUGAACUGAUCCGCUGCAUAGCUCUGGCCGCCAUCUUGCCGAGCUACGGCGGCGGUCACCCAUCCAGCAGCGGUCCCAACUUCCUGUUGCUGCGCUGCUUCUUUGUGCUUUCGGCAGUCUUCUGGUCGUUACAUUGUCUCAAAGUGCUGCAAAUCAGAGUCAAAACUAAAUCGUUGUAAGACUGAAAACUUUGAGGAGUUUUAUGAUAUUCAAUAUUUAUUGAAGCAGUAUUGUGUCGUGUGGAAUUGGGUGAAAGAAUUAUUGGAUAAUUGUCUCCAUUAAGGGCGGAGUUAGGACUGUAGGUCCUCUCUGCCACACAGCUAUAUAGCUCUGCUACAUGUUCAAGAAGUGACACUGGAAAUAUGCUGUAUAGCCCGGCUAUAUAGCAUUUUUAAGACUAUUUUUUCAUCUAUAUAGCAGAAAAUGAGCUAUCCAAAAUUUUCGGUAGACAUCAAAGAGAAUCUGAGCUAAAUGUAGCUCUGCUACAUGUCAAUUUUUGUUUAUAGCAGAGCUGGAUGUAGCUGCUCUGUCCUUGAAGGAAGGCUGCCGCAGCUGUUUACUGCUGUUUAGUGCCUGCUGGGUUUAUACCAGCUAUUAUACUGUUCUCAUUUGUUGUCAGAGUGCUAGUAGGUUACUGCGCAUUGCGAGCAUUUCUUUUUGAUUUAAAUAUUAUUGUGCAAUGAUGGAGAGUGAAUUUGACUGGAAUAGAGACAAAAUUAUCCAAUAUCUUCUUUUUCUUCUUUGUGCUGAAAAUAUCACAGUAGCUGCGGCGAAAGCAGAGGCUGCUGCAAGAGCUACCUUCUUCUUCGGCAUCUGGCUGAGCAGUGAAUACUGGUUUAUUCCAAACUAUAAUAUAGCUCUGCUACGAGUAAUGGCAUAAAAAUUGCAGCACAGAGAAGUAAAAGAAGCAAUUGGAUAAUUUUGUCUCUAUUUCAGUCAAAUUCACUCUCCAUCAUUGCACAAUAAUAUAUAAAUCAAAAAGAAAUGGUCGCAAUGCGCAGUAACCUACUAGCACUCUGACAACAAAUGAGUACAGUAUAAUUAUCUGGUGUGAACCCAGCCGGCACUAAACAGCUGCAAACAGCAGUAAACAACUGCGGCAGCUUUCCUUCAAGGACAGAGCAGCUACAUCUAGCUCUACUAUAAACAAAAAUUGACAUGUAGCAGUGCUACAUAUAGCUCUGCUACAUAAAAUUAGCGUUAAAUCUACUUACAGCAGAGCCACAUCUAGCAGAGCUAUAUGUAGCUCAAAAUUUAUAUAGCACUUCAGCUACAUAGUGUAAACGUAGCUUAAGAAUGAGAAUCAUUAAAACAAUAAGUUUCUACAUCAAUAUUAUUACUGUCAAUACACAUGUAAAAAAGAGGCAAACAGCAUACCUGUGAACACUGAUUUUAAUUAGUAAUUUUGAUAGGUCUCUAACAUCAAUAUUAUUUCUGUCAACACACAUGUAAAUGAGUAGAAAACAGCCUAACUGUAAACACUGAUUUUAAUUAUACUCAAUAUUUAAUAAAAAAACAAAUAUAUUGUCAAAUUACUCUAUAAUAUUUGUCAGAAACGUUAAAACUGUAUCAUGGUUUCACGUUUACCAACGCAUCAUCAACGAUACUGUUUUUAAUAAAUAUUUAUAGAGAAAUUUUACAAUAUCUUUGUUUUCUUAUUAUGGACAGAUUUCACAUCAUCACCAUCAAUUUUACUAAUCUCAAUAUUUAUUCAUAGUCUGUAUAAAAUAAAUUGAUACUUGGAGAAAAUAUCAGUGUUGCCAAAUUAUACGAAAUUUGAAAUUUUCAUGGAAGCCAAUAUUAGAGGAUGUAUUCAACUUGUCAAUGCAGAGUGGUCAAUUUAAUAAUAUGUCAAGUCAUGUAAUAUUAUACAACACAGUCGAUGCAGACUUGUCAAUUUGAGUAUCCUAUACCAUUAAACGAGCAAUUUC